This is a messenger RNA of Mercenaria mercenaria, 1227 nucleotides long. RefSeq lists its product as uncharacterized. The transcript has a single exon. The record is from RefSeq and is a predicted model, not a curated record. The coding region runs from base 1 to 1227 and encodes 408 amino acids. Lineage: Eukaryota; Metazoa; Mollusca; Bivalvia; Venerida; Veneridae.
AUGGACCAACGCUCCAACUUAAAAACUGCCUCACUUUGUCAAGAAAAUAAUUUCACCCAAUUGAUCCAAGAGCCUACGCAUUUUACAGAGAACUCAAGCUCUAUACUUGACCUCUUCUUCGUUUCUAAUCCAAGAUCUGUUGUAGCUUCCGGUGUCAGUGAUCACUUCCUAGAACAGGAGCUCAGAUAUCAUUGUCCCACGUACUGUAUUCUUAAAUUCUGUAAACCUAAGCCAAUUACGUUUACAAGGCUUAUUUGGAUGUAUGAUCAAUGCAACUUUGACCUCUUGCGACAAAGUCUUUCGUCAGCAGAUUGGGAAUCGUGUUCCAACGCAGAUGUCAAUGCGUACGCUUCUAACAUAACUGACACAAUUUUAUCGAUAUGUAAAAACCUUAUUCCAAAUAAAACUGUUACAGUACGUCCUAGAGAUGUCCCAUGGAUGACAAGCGCAAUACGACGGUGUAUUCGGAGGCGUAAACGUGCAUAUAAAAAAGCAAAACUGUCGGGAUCUGUCGAGCACUGGUCUAAAUUUCGAAGGAUCCGUAAUGACACUAUACGUUCCAUCAAGCAGGCCAAAUCAACGUACUACAUUAAUCUCGUAGACAAACUUAAAACCUGCACAUCUUCUUCAAAAGACUGGUGGAAUACAUUGAAGCCUUUCAUAACUAAAGAUUCUUCUGUUUCUAUCCCACCCCUUAUCGAUCCUGUCACUAAUAUGCCAACCACAAGUGAUGCAGAAAAGGCUGACCUUUUAAAUACGUACUUCGCAAAUCAGACUCAACUAAAUGAUGACGGUAAAAUUCCACCGAAUCCAACCGUCCCUCCAGUUGAACGCCAGCUAUCAUCUGUGACUCUUAUCCAGAAUGAAGUUGAGGAUGUUCUCAGAAACUUGCAAAUAGGGAAGGCUUCUGGUCCCGACGGAAUUAGUAAUCGUAUACUGCGCGAGGCUUCUCGGCAACUUUCCGGCCCUCUCUGUUCUUUAUUCAACUAUUCUCUGCACUCAGCAAACGUUCCUCUGUCCUGGAAAGAUGCAAACGUGUGUGCUGUUUUUAAGAAAGGCGACUCCUCUCUCCCAAACAACUAUCGGCCUAUAUCCCUUCUCAGCUGUGUAGAAAAAGCAUUUGAAAAAGUUUUAUUUAAACAUACUUACAAUCACCUUCAUGACACAAAUUUUCUAACCCGGUGCAGUCUGGUUUCUUACCUGGCCACUCCACUGUCAGUCAGUUGA